AUAUGCAUCAUGGUUUCACAGUAGUGUACACUGAUGGCUCCAAACAAAGGGACUUCUCUUGGCUGCUCUGUAGUGUUCCUCAACCAUGUCACCAGGCAUUGGCGAUGAGUAUACUGUUUUCUCAGUGGAGCUCCAAGCGAUCCUAAAGAACCUGUACCCAGCUGAUAAAUUGGCCCAGCUGAUAUUUGACCUAUUAUACUUGCUCCAGCAGGUGUCAUUCUGCUGGGUGUCAAGGCAUGUGGGGAUACUGGGCAAAUGGGCUGCCAAGGAGGCCUGCAGAGGACAGUAUGUGGUACAGUGUCCUAUUCCCCUGCAGGCUGUCAUUUCGGCACUACAUAGGAAGUCCAUGCAGUUGUGGGAUGAGGAAUGGCUGGCAGUAAGAGACAGUAAGCUGCGGUUGGUAAAAUCAACUAUCUGGCCAUGGCAUUCCUCCUGCUGGUUGCUCAAGAAGGAUGAAGUGACUUUCACACAUCUUCAAACUGGGCUCUGCCCUAUUACACAUGGCUUUUUACUAUGGUGAGAGGAUCCCUGUUUUGUUAUGCUUGUGGCAUGCAAAUCCCUCUACACCAUAUUUUAACAGAGUACAUUUUAUAUCAUGAUGCAAGGGCUGAAGCAAAUAUCAUUGCAGAUUUUCCGUCUAUUUCAGCGGACAAUG
Molecule: messenger RNA, 655 nt
Organism: Schistocerca piceifrons (Central American locust)
Lineage: Eukaryota; Metazoa; Arthropoda; Insecta; Orthoptera; Acrididae
Exons: 2
Coding region: 86-520 (144 amino acids)
Source: RefSeq, a predicted model, not a curated record